AUGCGUGACCUCGAAACCUCGCCCUUGCUAUCAGCCAGGUCGUCCACUGACGAGUCGACCACCGCAGGUGAGCGACAGUUACGGGAUGCCGCUAUUGAGCGCAAGAUCGAGAACGAUGUCCUCCCUGAGACAGCCACUUCUGGUCGCAAUAUCGGCUGGGCAAGCGCGUAUGUGCUUGUGAUCUCAAGAGUGAUCGGGAGUGGUAUAUUUGCGAUGCCAGGCACGAUUGUUCAGAAUGUCGGCAGCCCUGGCCUCGCAUUGGCCCUCUGGAUCGUAGGGGCGUUGGUGGCAUGGGCAGGCCUGGCCAUUGACAUGGAAUAUGGAUGCAUGCUGCCUCGAUCUGGCGGUGUCAAGGUGUACCUGGAAUACACGUACCGGAAGCCGCGGUUCCUGACGUCGACCCUUGUCGCUGUGCAAGCUGUUCUCCUGGGCUUCACGGCCAGCAACUGCAUCGUGUUCGCAAAGUACGUCCUGUUUGCCACCGGAGUCGAGCCGGGAGAUCUGAACACAAAGCUACUUGCAGUCGGCCUUUUGACAUGGAUCACUAUCGUGCAUGGGUGCUUCUACAAGACUGGCAUAUGGAUACAAAAUGUCCUCGGUUGGGUCAAGAUAGGUUUGAUCGUCUUCAUGAUCCUGACGGGUCUGUUUGUCAUCAUCUUUCGACCAGAGACAUCUCCGACUGACCCCUCGGCCAUUACUACGGCCACCAGCUGGGAUGACCUCUGGUCAGGCUCAGUAUGGGACUUUAACACUCUGUCUACCGCCUGCUUCAAAAUCUUGUACUCGUACGCCGGGCUCAGCAAUGUCAACAAUGUUCUUAACGAGGUCAAGAACCCUGUUCGGACUCUGAAGACAGUAGGCCCGGUUGCUCUACUGACCGCCUGUAUCAUGUACAUCUUGGUCAACAUCGCCUAUCUCGCUGUCGUACCUCUGGAGGAGGUGAAGCGCAGCAGAGAGCUGAUCGCCGCCUUGUUCUUCGAGCGGGUAUUUGGAGCUGGCUUUGGCAACAAGUUCUUGCCGAUAGGUAUCGCAUUGAGUGCGGCCGGUAAUGUCAUGGUGGUGACAUUCAGUUUGGCCCGGGUCAACCAGGAAGUUGCGCGGCAGGGGUUUUUGCCUUAUCCUGAAGUUCUUGCUUCGUCGAAACCGUUCGGCUCGCCAAUGGGAGGCCUCAUAGUGCACUACAUACCAUCAGUCCUGGUCAUUGCACUCCCCCCCUCUGCCACGGUAUACUCUUUCAUCGCCGACGUCGAGGGAUAUGCAGGCCAAUUUUUUGCGUUUGCCGUGGCAUCAGGCCUGAUCCUUUUGCGACACCAGAAACCUGAUUUGCUGCGACCGUUCAAGGCAUGGCUGCCGGCCGUCUGGCUCCGGAUCCUGCUCAGCGUGUCGCUGAUCGUAGCACCACUCUUCCCUCCAAAAGGCGGUUCAUCCGAUGUCAAUUUCUUCUACGCGACUUAUGCGUUGGUGGGUCUUGCUGUCUUGUUCUUUGGCAUCGCGUAUUGGUUUGUCUGGACUAUUGCGUUACCCCGGUACAAGGGCUACGUGCUCGAGGAAGAAGCCGAUGUCCUCGGUGACGGUACGACAAUCACGAAGCUGACACGCAAGGAAUUAUAA
Messenger RNA from Exophiala spinifera, 1611 nucleotides. RefSeq lists its product as uncharacterized. The transcript is spliced from 3 exons. Gene Ontology annotation, molecular function: L-amino acid transmembrane transporter activity. Lineage: Eukaryota; Fungi; Ascomycota; Eurotiomycetes; Chaetothyriales; Herpotrichiellaceae. Bases 1 to 1611 code for a protein of 536 amino acids. Gene Ontology annotation, cellular component: membrane. Gene Ontology annotation, biological process: amino acid transmembrane transport. The record is from RefSeq and is a predicted model, not a curated record.